This is a messenger RNA of Aphanomyces astaci, 1335 nucleotides long. RefSeq lists its product as hypothetical. The record is from RefSeq and is a predicted model, not a curated record. NCBI's taxonomy places the organism in Eukaryota, Oomycota, Saprolegniomycetes, Saprolegniales, Verrucalvaceae. Bases 31 to 924 code for a protein of 297 amino acids. The transcript is spliced from 3 exons.
CACAUUUCCAAGGGCCGAAAAACGCUGGAUAUGCCGCCGAGCAACAACUCGGUGGGCCAGGCUUUGGUCUACCUCCGGCCACUUCGCCAUAUGUACUUCCAUCAUUUAUCUCCGUUCUUUCCACAACUAACCCCAUCCAGGUUCGACGUGGUCACUACCGUGCCAGUGUUGAACGACGACGGCACGUCGCUCGGGUCCCUAGUCAUUCACGUGCGUCCAUCUGUGAAAGCCACGCCAUCUGACGCUCUCAAGAGCCGCGGCAACAACGCUAAGCUCGUACCCGGAGAUGUGGACGACUUGUCGGACGACGAGGCAGACGAUCUCACGGCUCUGGACGGGGCGUUCCUGUGGAUCUUCAUCGAUGUCCACGUGGACCCAUCCACGCCGUCGCAACUUCUGACCAACUCGUCCAAGUACCGCGUCUCAUACACCUUUUUCCAGUCCAACGCGCAACUUUUCCCGCUAGAACAUACACAUGUGCUCAAAGUGCUGGUGACACCACCGUUCGUGGACUACGUGAGUGCGGAUAUGAUGAGCUUUGACGUGGUACCCCAUGUCGACUCCUUGGACACUACGGCGCCAUGCAAGGACGACUCCAUGUCGCACACAGCCUUGUUGGAGGAAAUCCAGCGAGAUAAAGCAAAGUUGGCCCAACAGCACGAAGCCGAGAAGCAACGAAACGACCAAUUAUGUGGGGAAUUGAGCAAAUUAAUCGACCAUGUCAAGGACCAGGAAGGCGCGAUGUUGCAGCAGGUUAAGACGGGUCAAUCGGCGACGACCGAAGUCGUGAGGCUACAGGAAAAGGCGAGGGCGGACGCACGCGAAAAGGAGCUCCUGCUCAAACAAGUUACGGACGCCGACUCCAAGUACCAGACGCUUCUCGACAGCGCCAACAAUAAAUCCAAAGCGUGUUUAAUACAAUAAACCUAUCGAUGCAAUGCAGCAGGUUGAGGCGGCUUUCGAUCCAUUGCAUCCACAAGUGACGGCGACAGCGCCACCAGGCGAAGCGUCGCGACGUCCGCCUCGCCUUGCCGAAGGUAUGCCGCGGCCUUGACAGGGUCUUGUUCGUGUCGACGUAAGCGAAGUAUCUCUCGGGCAUUAAACCGGAUCUUCUUUCCCAUCAGAGGUGGAAACUCUCGAGCCACGCGACACACUUGCCGGUACAAGCCCACGCCGUUGGUCGCCAUGUUCCUUUGAAGCAAGCAUCCGGAUAAAGCAUCAAGAUGGUCAUACUGGUCGAAAUACACGUAGUACUAACUUGUCCGAAUAAGGUGCGCAUUUGUAUUAGAUUCGUACCUUUAAAAUACCAUUACCUGUCGAAAUACAAUGUACGAG